GCUACUGCCCCUGCGCCAGUCGCCGGCCUGCGCAAGAAUGGCAAGCAGUGGCACGAACCGAAGAAGGCCUUCCGGCUCACGGCUGGUCAGACGAGCUACGCAAAACGAGUCGCACGAGAGGCGCAGGCCGCCGAGGUGAAGAAGGUCGAGAAUGAAAUGAAGGGCGAGAAGGAACAAGAGCGACAGCGGCGCGUUCAAGCCAUCAAGGACAAGCGUGCAGCAAAGGAAGAGAAAGAAAGAUAUGCCAAGAUGGCAGAGAAAAUGCACAAGAAGCGUGUGGAACGCUUGAAGCGAAGGGAAAAGCGCAAUAAGCUGCUCAAGUCAUAA
Sphaerulina musiva SO2202 is the source of this 327-nucleotide messenger RNA. RefSeq lists its product as uncharacterized. The transcript has 2 exons. Lineage: Eukaryota; Fungi; Ascomycota; Dothideomycetes; Mycosphaerellales; Mycosphaerellaceae. The record is from RefSeq and is a predicted model, not a curated record. The annotation marks the transcript as partial.